This is a messenger RNA of Phaeodactylum tricornutum CCAP 1055/1, 984 nucleotides long. RefSeq lists its product with no specific name. The coding region runs from base 1 to 984 and encodes 327 amino acids. Gene Ontology annotation, cellular component: cytoplasm. The record is from RefSeq and is a predicted model, not a curated record. NCBI's taxonomy places the organism in Eukaryota, Bacillariophyta, Bacillariophyceae, Surirellales, Neidiaceae. The transcript is spliced from 4 exons. Gene Ontology annotation, biological process: regulation of translational initiation.
AUGAGCCACGAUUCUUUAGAACGAGCGUUGGCGGAUUUUGAAAUGCUAAUAGCCGCUUAUCCCGAUGAAAUUCGUAGUUUCACCCAAGAUAAUACUGCCGCGUUUCCGCUGCGCAUUGCGCUGCAGCUAUCUCCUACAGCACAUUGUGACCUUCAAAUCUCAGAGGGAUAUCCCGUUGAAUCCAAUUUACAAGUCACUUCUUAUCGAUCUAAUCCGGAGGAAAAAGGUCGCAUGGAGGCCGUCUUGUCAGCAAUACGAGGGACAUCCGAAGAGUGCCUCGAAAACCAAGUUGAAGGCGCAUUUGCUUGCUGUGCGGCUGGGUUAGAGGCUUGGAAGCACACCAAAGAAGGUCAUAGAGUCUUGGAGGGCGUCAGCAGUUUGAACAUAGCUAGAAAUCAAACAGCCGAAGCGAGGACGCUUUUUCGAUGGAUCAUCGGAGAACCUCUGAUAGAUCGCAAGUCGACCUUUCUCGCUCAUGCUUGUCGAGUCACAUCUGAAGCUGAUGUGCGGCAAGCCUUGCACCAGUUGUUGGAUGGAAAUUCCAAGCUCCAGCGGUCGUCUCACAAUAUGUUUGCGUAUCGUCUUACCGAAACUAUUUCAGACGGAACAAGAGUCUCCAAGCACGACAACGAUGAUGACGGCGAAUAUGGAGCCGGCUCCAAGCUAGCGCAUCUGCUACAAGUGCGUGACGAAAAAGACGUGGUGGUUUUGGUUGCUAGGUGGUUUGGAGGUGUUCAUCUGGGACCAAAACGCUUUGCGCACAUUUCGAAUGCAGCUCGUGAUCUGCUUGAAACCUGUCACAAAACCGAAUGGAAAUAUGGCGUCUACCUUGCAUUGUUGGGAAAUGCCUUUGUCGUUCCCUGUCUUGAUAGUGUAAUGGAUCAACGCGACGCCUGUAUCAAUACCACGGAUAGCAGCGCAAUGGCAGUGCACGAACUGUCACUGGCAAUGGAAGGGGGCUGCGAAGUCCUUGGCGGACGCUAA